AGUGGCUUUCGGUGAGCGCGUCCGACUACGCGCUAUAUCAGGUUUUGUGUGUAUAUUCUUUGACUUACGGACAUUAUCAAAGUAAAAAUGUGCAACGUGUUAUCAUCAAUAGUGAGAUUUAUAAGAUCUAUUUAUGAGGUGGUAUUCGAUUUUCUCUUCUCGCUUUAUUGGGAGCGUAAGAAAGAGAUGAUCCCCGACCUAGAGGCAAAGCACGCCUUCCUUUCUGAAAGUGCUGUGACACUGGCCAAGAAGAUUAGGAACAGAGAACUAAAGUCUGAAGAAUUGGUGCAAGCCGUUAUUGAAAGGAUAAAGCAGGUGAAUCCCAUUAUCAAUGCUGUGGUCGACAACAGGUACGAGCAAGCACUAGCUGAAGCAAGAGCAGUAGACAGCCUUCUAGCUACCGGGGUCACCGAUCUCGAGAAAACGAAACCAUUUUUGGGUGUUCCAUUCACCACGAAAGAGUCGCAGCCCGUGAAAGGAUUGUCUGUAACGUAUGGUCUCUGGUUAUGGAAGAACAAGCGAGCCGAGGAAGACUGUGAGGCGGUGGCCAGACUAAGGAAUGCGGGGGCAAUACCUCUCGCCGUCACCAACCUCCCUGAAUUGCUAAUAUGGUCUGAGGCUAGGAAUCCAGUUCAUGGUGCGACGAAAAAUCCUCACCACACUGGCAGGACAGCUGGAGGGUCCAGCGGGGCUGAGGCCGCUCUCAUGGCCACUUAUAGCACAGUUAUUGGACUCAGUUCAGAUAUUGCCGGUUCUACUAGAAUACCGUCAUUCUACUGCGGGAUGUUCGGUUACAAUCCCACAGCUGACGUCGUUAAUUUGAAAGGAAUUUUCUCACGAAACGGACAGGAGCCCUCCAGUAUGCUUUGUUUCGGCUUCAUUUCGAAGCAUAUGGAGGAUCAGGCGCCACUAAUGAAGGUCAUCGCCGGCGACAAGGCUCAUUUGUUACGACUCGAUCGAGAAGUAGAUAUAAAGGAUAUAAAAGUGUUCUUCACGUCCUCGAUCAACGAUAUAUGGAUGAGUUCACCGAAUGCGGAACUAAAAGACGUCAUGAAUAGGGUUAUUCUGAAAUUGGGACAGAUUUUACCCAGUGAAAAUAAACCACUGCCUUACUACCACAAGUGCUUUGACAACAUCAUCAAUGUAUGGAAGCAUUGGAUGAGCAAAGAACCCGAGGACUACUUCAACAUGUACACUGAUGGGAAGGGCAAACCGAACAUGUUAUGGGAAAUGGUGAAAAAAUUCCUCGGGUUCAGUAAACACAGUCUGUAUCUCGUUAUGCGCCUAUGCGGUGAUCAGCUCUUGCCCGCCGUCAACGCCGAGUGGGCAGAAACACUUACACAAUCUCUAAAAGAUGACUUAUUUUCUAAACUGGGCGACAACGGCGUGUUGCUGUUGCCCAGCAGCCCCCUGCCCUGUCCGUACCACUACUACACGUACAUCAAUCCCUACAAUUUCGGCGCAUUCGCUGUGAGCAAUGUACUCAAAUGUCCAGCGGUUCAGGUGCCCAUAGGUGUGAACAGCAAGAAUAUACCAGUAGGGAUUCAGGUACUUGCAGCGCCACACAAUGAUGCUGUUUGUCUGACAGUCGCUAAAUAUCUCGAGAAGGAGUUUGGAGGCGCUGUUAUGGCGUGUAAAGUAAAAUAAAAUGUUAAACUAUUAUUCUAAGUCUUGACAUACCUAUAAACUCUGGAUGGGAAACGGAUUUUUCAAGUUAGUUUAAUUGAAAGUGUAGAGAUGUAGCCUACGCAAUCAAAACUGGAUCAACAAUUUUCUAUUUCUAUAUGAAAAAACUAUGCGAUUUAUUUUAACAAUCUAUUUACACAUAAUCUCUGCCCAUCAGAUUUGAUGACGGUCUUCUUUUUAAUUGUUUGUGAUUAAGAAUCUAGCUUAAUCUAGUGUUAUACAUACUGGAAAGUACUCGAAAUAUAUUUCUAUGUUUGUAAGCUUUUUGUCAUUGUCUUGUUGUUGUCACUCGAUUGAAAAUAUCAUUAUGCGUUUCCGGUAUUUUCCUUAACAAUGAAUCAUCAUCAAAAAUUGUUUAUUAUUUUUUCAUUGUAUGAAAAUACUUUUUUUAUUGUUAUUAAUGUAGCAUUUUAUUGUUUGGCAUUUUCUUUAUAAAAUUAUAAUGAGCUGUUGACUG
This is a messenger RNA of Diatraea saccharalis (sugarcane borer), 2143 nucleotides long. Lineage: Eukaryota; Metazoa; Arthropoda; Insecta; Lepidoptera; Crambidae. The record is from the annotation of a GenBank genome assembly.